Mycotypha africana is the source of this 4944-nucleotide messenger RNA. RefSeq lists its product as uncharacterized. The transcript has 10 exons. Gene Ontology annotation, molecular function: protein binding; protein serine/threonine kinase activity; ATP binding. Lineage: Eukaryota; Fungi; Mucoromycota; Mucoromycetes; Mucorales; Mycotyphaceae. The record is from RefSeq and is a predicted model, not a curated record. Gene Ontology annotation, cellular component: late endosome; nucleus-vacuole junction; phosphatidylinositol 3-kinase complex, class III, type I. Gene Ontology annotation, biological process: macroautophagy; late endosome to vacuole transport; protein phosphorylation. The coding region runs from base 1 to 4944 and encodes 1647 amino acids.
AUGGGCACAGCACGCUUCAUGAAAACUUUACGCGGAAGACAUAAAGAUGGAUAUGUAGUAGUUAAACUUUUCAUAAAGCCAGAGACUGGGCUCAAUUUAUCGAAACAAAUCAGAAAAAUAAGAGAGGAAUCUAAAGCACUAAGCGAUGUUCCGAAUGCAUUUUAUUGUCAGCGGGUAAUGGAAACUGAUAAAGCAGCCUAUCUAGUUCGGCAAUGCUUAUAUAGUAGCUUAUAUGACAGAAUAAGUACUCGACCCUUCCUAACCUUAAUUGAAAAGAAAUGGGUUGCUUAUCAGAUUUUACGAGGAAUGGCAGACUCUCAUGCUCGGAAUGUAUACCAUGGAGACUUUAAAACAGAAAACGUCCUGGUGACAACCUGGAAUUGGGCAUAUAUUGCAGAUUAUGCAUUUUAUAAGCCAACUUAUUUGCCGGAAAACAAUCCUGCUGAUUUUUCAUACUUUUUUGAUACGUCAUAUCGAAGAACUUGUUACAUCGCUCCUGAACGAUUCUAUAAGUCCGGAACAGAGAUAGACCAGAAAAUGAGACAGAAAGCAGACGGGGACGAACAGCUGACGUACAAAAGUGAAUUGACAGAUAAAAUGGAUAUUUUCUCGACUGGCUGUGUAAUUGCAGAAUUAUUCUUAGAGGGAACACCGUUAUUCACAUUGUCGCAGUUAUUCAAAUAUAGAACAGGCGAAUAUAAUCCAAAUUCAUUAUUAGAACAAAUAGAGGACAUUCAUAUCAGGGAUAUGAUCCUCCAUAUGAUUCAAAUAGAUCCUGAAAAACGAUUAUCAGCCGAGAAAUAUUUGGAUCAAUGGCACGAAAAGGCAUUCCCACAUUAUUUUUAUGCGUUUUUAUAUCCAUAUAUGUGCUCUUUGAAUGAAAAGGAAGAACAGCAUCAGCGUGACCACCAUCACAAUUUGCAUCAUCACGCUCAGAAACAUAAUACCAAGAACACAGCAGAAUCUACUAUAAUAGCAGCAUUAUCUUCAGCGUACCCCAGCAUAAGUAAACAGCGAAAAUUAACCGAUGCAGAUGAAAAAAUUGAACGCAUAUUUUACGACUUCGAUCGCAUAAUACAUAACGUAUCUAUACAAUGCGAUAAUGACACUACAAGUUCUAAUGUUAGGACUAAACGUAGACCCUCUAAUACAGCAACUAGUGUCUUGUUGCCUCAUUAUAAUUCAACCAUACCCACCAUAUUAAUGAAGGAUGAGAAUUGUGAGACUGCUAAUCCGGAGCCAGACGAAGGGGCAUUUCUUCUUUUAUCAUCAUUUGUAUGCUCCAUGAUAAGAAACACGCUCUAUCCAAACUCUAGGCUUAAAGCGCUGGAUAUUAUUUUAGCUCUCAGUCAACGCUUACCAGAUGACGUGAAGCUCGAUCGACUUGUUCCCUAUCUUAUUGUUCUCUUGACGGAUGAAUCAGCCUUGGUUAGAGCUAACGCUAUUAAAACCCUGACUCAAGUUCUUUGUCUAGUUGAAUCCAUAUCUCCCAUCAAUACGCGUAUCUUUCCGGAAUACAUCCUACCCAGCAUUCGACCAUUCGCCACUGAUCCUGAGGUUUUGGUCCGAUAUACCUAUGCUAGUUGCAUUGCCUUAUUAGCAGAAACAGCCUUACGAUUUCUAGAAAUGACACAACUCUUGAAAUCUGAGGAAGAAUACCCAGUGCAACAACAGCAGCAAGAUACAUUUGAUUCAGCAGCUGCCCAUGAUCAGGAAGAUCUCGAUCUAGAGUCGGCUUAUGAUACUGCGCUACAAGAUUUGCAGGCUGUCAUCCAAGAACAAGCAAUCACCUUAUUAAUCGAUCCAGAAAGUUCAGUCAAGCGUGCACUACUAACUAACAUUACUUGCCUCUGUGUAUUCUUCGGCAGGCGAAUGGCCAACGAUGUGUUGUUAAGCCAUAUGAUUACAUACCUUAAUGACAAGGAUUGGCUGCUUAGAAGCGCUUUUUUUGAAAGCAUCAAGGGAGUUGGUACAUUUGUAGGGGCUAGAAGUUUGGAGGAAUAUAUUCUGCCGCUUAUGGUGCAGGCACUGACUGAUGCUGAAGAGUUUGUGGUUGAAAAAGUCCUAAACUCACUUACAAGUUUAGCCGAUUUGGGCCUCUUCCAAAAGAUGAACUUGUGGGAAUUAACCAGUAUCAUUUGGCCUUUGCUUUGCCAUCCAAACUCAUGGAUACGCAAUGGUGCAGUAGGCUUCAUAUCUUCUACGAUUAAACAUCUACCAAACACUGAUCUUUGGUGUAUUAUCUAUCCCAUGUUGCGGCCGUUUCUAAAUUCCGAUAUUGCUGAAGUUAACGAACAAAAUCUGAUAGAAAACAUAAAAAAGCCAAUAUCAAGACGGAUUUACGAGCAAGCUAUCAUAUGGGCAACAAAAGCAACCUCUCAAUCGGUUUUUUGGAACCAGCAGCAUAUCCGCGGUAAACUUCAUAAAGGGUCAGCUUCUUCCAGGCUCUCAACAAUGUCGCAACGCUCAGCAUCAAUGUUCAAUAGCACUUAUUCCUUGGAAGCGGAGCCUCAGUACUACUCCAAGGAAGAUGAAGUAUUCCUGGAUAGGCUUAGAAGCUUCGGAAUGACACUUCAAGAAGAAACAAAAUUAAAAUACAUGCGAGAGUAUAUCUAUAAAGUGUCCAAGUCAAAGAUUAGUCGCCCCAAAAUAUCGGAAGAACAUAAUGCGCACAAAGGUGAAGUUUUUUUGAAGAACCUCAAUGUAACCCCCAUGACUGUAUUCUUGCCUGAUCUAUCACAAAAAUUAUAUAUGAUAAAGACGAAGAAUACUUUGCCAAAGAAGGGCUCAGGAGAUGGGCAAGCGACAACAGCGUUGUCUACCAACACCAAGUUUUCUAAUAAGCCAAAAGAAUAUAUCGAUGUGGGGAACCAUGUAGCCAGCCAACCCCAUAUACAAGCACUUUCCCCUGCUCUCUUGAACAAAGAAAAGCAUAACCACUCUCGUGACUCAUCCAUACCCUUCAAUGUUGCUCCUACAAGGUCAGACGCUAUACCCAUUCCAUUAUCAACUUCCUCGAACAAACAAAAUCGAUUGUCACAGCAACCUCAAUCAUUUUCUUCACCUAUACCCAGUCCGUCUGAUUUCCAUUUUGAGUCUUCAUCAAGUAUACCCUACACUUUAGUUGCAGAAACGAACAAUGGAAAUAGUUUGCUAAAUACCGAAGAACAAGAUAAGAAUCUCAAUGAAACGACAGAGUUGUCGAAAAGUCAUUUUAGUCCUAUUGGAUAUACCCACUUACAAACAUUACUGUAUGAAACUGCUAUGGAAGCCUUUCCUCCAAAUAUACCAGAACUCGUGGGUGAUCCAUUAGUUAUGAAACGUAUCAAAAAAUUAACAAGUCAACUUACACAGCAGCAGCAGCAACAACAACAACAAUUAAACAAUAGUACUACAAUGAGUAAUAGCACUGGUUACUUGGCUCAUCCUUACUGGAAACCAGAGGGUAACCUAGUAGCUCAUUUUACUGAACAUACAGCCGCCAUCAAUCAAUUGGCUAUUUCAUUCGAUCACUUACUUUUUGCAAGCUGCUCCGAUGACGGCACAGUGAGAAUUUGGGAUUGUUCACGUUUGGAAAGAAAUGUGACCAAUCGUUCUAGAGCCACCUACCAUCAACAAGGAGGUAGAAUAAAAUGCAUCACGUUCAUUGAAAACACGUACAGUAUUGCUGCAGCAUCUGAUAACGGAAGUAUCCAUAUAUUCAGAGUAGAUAUUCGGAAUUCAGGUACGGGCGGUUUGAAAUUCGGCAAAUGCCUUCCUGUGCGUGAAUAUCAAUUGAGCGGUAAAGGCGAGUAUGCUGUUACUCUGGCUCACUUUACGAGCAAUGCUUCAAAUACAAUGGCUGGAUCGAAGUCCAUUUUAGUUUUUGCAACUACUCACUGCAAUAUAUACGCCUUGGACGUGCUAACAAUGGAUAUUGUGUGGACCUUGAAGAAUCCAAAGAGUCACGGUGUGAUUACUUCGAUGAUUUCAGAUCCUAAACAUAUGUGGUUAUUGGUAGGAACUAUGCGGGGUAUUCUGACCUUGUACGACUUACGAUUCCAGAUCUCAUUGAGAUCUUGGCAGCAUCCAACUAAAACACGUAUCAGUGCUAUGACAUUGGUGAGCGGAGUGAGCAGCGCAGAUUCUCGUGAACAACAACAAUCCAAUCAUAUGUAUGGCAAUGCAACUACCAGACCUAACAUGAACAAUAAUGUGGAUAAUAUGAUGCAUAGCAUCAAUAGUAGUAAUGAUGACAAGGUAUUGAUAAAAAUAGCCUCCGGCAGAAAUGAAAUAUCUGUUUGGGACAUAGAGCAUCUUAAAUGUAUGGAAGUCUAUGCUGUCAAACAAGGGGAUGAAAAAACCACUGGUGUAAUGUUGGAAUCAUACAAACCACUGGAAACUCCUACGAAUCAUGAUUUAUUGGUUACAUCGUUCACGAAUAACGAAACGCAUCUAGUGGAGAACUCGAUACAGUCUAUUGUUCAAGUAAAUCCCAUAGUAGUGCUUACUGGUGGAACAGAUCGGAAAAUCCGAUUUUGGGAUACUUCACGCAUUGAAAAUUCUGGUAUUGUGUUAGGCAUGGAUAUUGAUGAAUCAAAGCCGCGCUAUAGUUUCAAUUUGUUGAACAAUAUUAAAUUCUAUUUCGAGUUCACUUCUACGACAACGCCAUCAACGAUAGCAGCAGCAGCAACAGCAAAAUCAGCAUCACCUUCUACUUCAUCUUCAUUGCAGCAAAAUAGUUAUCAACAACGUCAACGCCCAAUUCGGGGCAAUAUUCACGGAACUACGUCUUUAUCUACCAAUAGAAGUGAUAAUCCGAUCAAUAGUGAUAACUUUGUUAUACAACAACAAAAUUUACUGAAGAAUCACACAAAUGCAAUUACAGACAUUAUAAUUACAGAAAGGCCAUAUCUCAUGAUAAUCAGCGCUGAUAGAGACGGUGUCAUUAAAGUAAUUGCAUAG